Molecule: messenger RNA, 4021 nt
Organism: Mercenaria mercenaria
Lineage: Eukaryota; Metazoa; Mollusca; Bivalvia; Venerida; Veneridae
Exons: 3
Coding region: 278-733 (151 amino acids)
Biological process (GO): regulation of apoptotic process
Molecular function (GO): death domain binding; protease binding
Source: RefSeq, a predicted model, not a curated record
UUCAGGAGACCAAUCUUUUCUGCGGCAAUGAUCAGUUCAGGGAACAGAGAAAAAAUAAAAAAGACAUUAGCUGUUGGGCUGAAUUUUGGAAGAAUAUUUCACAAAAGUGUUUCCAGAUCAUUAAUGUUAUCAAAAUUAAAUAAACAGAUUUUGAAAAGGCAUUAAUUGAUUCAAACUGUGACAGAUAAAAAUAAUUUCAGGAAAAAAUAUAUCAAUGGAAAUAACAUUUGACAGCUUUCAAAUCUACAAACAUUAUUAAAACACAGUGAAACCAACAAUGGAUGAGGCAGCUAGAGAAGUGUUAAGGAAAUGGAAACCAGGGAUAAAGAAAAACCUAAAUUUGGAUGAAGACAUUUUGGAUACUUUGGAGGCAAGGAAUACUCUAAGUGGUGAAAAUGUUGCAAAAAUAAAGACUGAGAGGACAAACUCUGAAAAGAUCUCUAUGUUAUUAUUUAUAUUACAAAGAAAGGGACCAGAUGCAUUUCAAGAUUUUAUUGAUGCUAUCAAUCCUGCAUACAAGUUUCUUGCUGAUAAAUUAAUGGAAAGGUAUCAUGAAGAAGUCAAGAAACUAGACAGAGACUCUGUCAACAGUUCUGAAGGAUCCCUGGAGUCAAUCGAAAAUGCUAAAUCUGAUAUUUGUAGUGCUGCUAAAGAACCAGUUUCUCCAAGCAUGAAGAACCCGUCCAGCUUGCCACAUGUGGAACAAAAUCUUACUCAUACAGUAAACAGGUGAAUUCAUAAAUCAGAAAAUACUCUAAUAAUGAGUUUCAUUCUACUUUGAAAAACAUACAGUGCGGGGAAAAAAAAGAAAUAUACCUGCUUACAACUUCUUUAAGUUCUUGCAUAAAGGCUCUGUAAGGUUUCAAAUCUACUUUAUAUUGACUGGUAGCUUUUAUGACUUAGAACUGUUUCAUCUACUUUGUAUCAUGUAACUCAACCAGAAUCCAUCAUUUUAAGGAUGUAUUGUUUUUAGCAUUUUAUUGAAAUCUAUAUAAUUGAGCCGUGCCAUGAGAAAACCAACAUUGUGGGUUUGCGACCAGCAUGGAUCCUGACCAGACUGCGCGGAUGCUAACAGUUUCUCCAAUUCCAAUAGGCUUUAAAAGCGAACAGCUUUGAUAUUUGUAAUGUAGCAUCGUCUAGUGGUUCUCUACCAAGUUUGUUAAAAUUAUCCCCCUAGGGUCAAAUAUGGCCCCGCCCUGGGGGUCACAUGGUUCAUAUAGACUUAUAUAGGGAAAAGCUUAUAAAACUUCUUGUCAAUAACCUACAACAUUCAAAUUUGGACCACAUGUAUGGUUUUGAGUGGCAAGAUGAACCUUGACAUGAGUUGACCUUGAUUUUGACCUAGUGACCUACUUUCACAUUUCUGUAGCUACAACCUUCAAAUUUGGACCACAUGCAUAGUUUUGUGCACUGAAAUAAACUUUGACUUUGACCUUGACAUUGACCUAGUGACCUACUUUCACAUUUUUGAAGGUACAGGCUUCAAAUUUGUACCACAUGCAUAAUUUCGUGUUCCGAAAUGAAAUCUGACCUUGAUUUUGACCCAGUGACCUACUUUCACAUUUCUCAAGCUACAGCCUUCAAAUUUGGACCACCUGCAUGGUAAUUGUACCGAAACAAACUUUGACCUUUACAUCGAUUUAGUGACCUACUUUCACAUUUUUGAAGGUACAGGCUUCAAAUUUGGACCACAUGCAUAGUUCUGUAUUCCGAAAUAAAAUUUGACCUUGAUUUUGACCUAGUGACCUACUUUCACAUUUCUCAAGCUACAGCCUUCAAAUUUGGACCACAUGCAUGGUUUUGUGUACCGAAACAAACUUUGACCUUUACAUUGACCUAGUGACCUACUUCCACAUUUUUAAAGGUACAGGCUUCAAAUUUGGACCACAUGCAUAGUUUUGUAUUCCGAAAUAAAAUUUGACCUUGAUUUUGACCUAGUGACCUACUUUCACAUUUCUCAAGCAACAGCCUUCAAAUUUGGACCACUUGCAUAGUUUUGUGUACCGAAAUGAACUUUGACCUUAAGAUUGACCUAAUGACCUACUUUCAGAUUUCUGUAGCUAUAGGCUUCAAAUUUAGACCACAUGAAUAGGAUUGUGUACCGAAACAAACUUUGACCUUGAUAUUGACCUAGUGACCUACGUUCACAUUUUUGAAGGAACAGGCUUCAAAUUUGGACCACAUGCAUAGAUUUGUGUUGUGAAGUGAAAUUUGACCUUGAUUUUGAACUAGUGACCUAUUUUCUCAUUUUUCAAGCUACAGCCUUCAAAUUUGGACCACUUGCAUAGUUUUGUGUACCGAAAUAAACUUUGACCUUAAGAUUGACCUAGUGACCUACUUUCAAAUUUCUCAAACUACAGUCUUCAAAAUUGAUGCACAUGCAUAGUUUUGUGUACAAAGAACUUUGUCCUUGAAAUUGAUCUAGUGACCUACUUUCACAUUUCUCAAGUUACAGCUUUCGAAUUUAGACCACAUGCACAGUGUUGUGUACGGAAAUGAAAUUUGACCUUGAGCUAGUCAGUAAGUCUUGAAAUUUGGAACACACAAAAAUGACACAUUGAUAGGUGCCAAGAUCACUCUGUGAUCUCUUGUUUGAUGUUAUUUUCAUGUAAACAUUUCAUAAAGUCGCCAUUUUUAUGAUGCAGCAGUAUUCAGCAUAGAGUUUAACGUUUUAAGUCACUGUGACCAAUUGGUCACUGUGACCCGUUGGUCACUAACCAUUUGGUCAAUUUACCCAAAGUAACCCAUUUUUACUGUUUUGGUGACUUUUGGGUCACUUUCUCUGGAAAACUAUAAAAGGGCCCGAAUUUGGCCAUCUGGAAUCACUUCAGCUCAAGCUUUCAGACCUAAAACCACGUUUGGCUUGUUUCAAUAGAUUUUCAUUAAAAUGAACACUAUGCUGAACAUAGAUUUAAGAAAGUUGCUCUGCAAUCAGAAUUUAUAUUUAUUAAAAGUCAUAGGUCUAUAAAAGCCCCUUUUGAUACAACAUUUAGUAACAUUUCUAUGAGUUUUAUUUGAAAGAUGUAUUUCAUAUUCGUUGCUUAUUUAAAGUAAAGUAAAUUAAUGGAUUUGUCUAAAGUACUGAGAAUAUAAGAGACUAUAUUUUUUCAUAGAAGAAAUUUCUGUUGCUGAACAUUGUCUUUAUAUCCGUGUCCAUAUCUACAACUUAUGGAACGCCAGAUCAGUCAUAAAUAGAUUAAUCUAAAAAGAGAUGUAUAUUAAAUCUUGCAUUUUGUACCUGUAAAAGUGCUCAGUAUUGAUUUGUAAAACAUCUUUAAAGUUCAUUGAAACUCGCUUCGCUACCUGUAAACUAUGGAAAGCCGGAACAGUCUUAAUCUCAUUUGACAAGUUUGCACUUUUACUGGCAGAAUUUAACCAUCAAUAUAUGAAUACAUUUAUUAUCAAGAAGAAUUUGUGACUACAUUUGUUAUCAGUUAGAUGUGCUUGUUUAAUGUGAUGACUUCAUCUGUAUUUCCUGGAGUAUGAUAUAUCAACAUUAAUAAAUUUCAUUAACUGUUAACCUGAGUCUUAUUAGUCUCUCUGGUUUAUUUAGUUUUAUGGUACUCUGAGUCAACCUGGCUAUACCCUAAUUGCCUUUCCGACUAUUGAGUGAAGUUUACCAAGAGUUCUUCAGUACACAUAGCCUACCCAUCUCCGCAACACCCCCGAGUCGUAACAAUAUCAUUAUCAGUACCUGGUAUAAAGGAUUAUUAUUUUUUUUGACAAACAGUUGAUUUUUAUUCUUCUUUUUUUUCACUUGGGCCUAAAAAAAAAAUUGUUUCCAGUGACAUGGCCAAAAAAAUAGGGUAGGUAGGUAGGCAUUUUUUUUUUUUUUUUUUUUUUUUAAACCUAAUACCAUCGUAGUUUCAAACAGGGAGAUUAUAAACCUUAUAAACAUGCAUCCUAUUGUUAUGUUUGAUUUACACCUAAUGUACAAUGACUUUGAUGAUGUUUUAACAAUAUAAAAUGCCAUUUGAUUGUGUAUUUAAAUAUUAUGAAAUAAAUAUUUGCUUUAUGUUUG